Messenger RNA from Anguilla anguilla (European eel), 3699 nucleotides. RefSeq names its product GTPase IMAP family member 4-like. The record is from RefSeq and is a predicted model, not a curated record. Bases 202 to 2106 code for a protein of 634 amino acids. NCBI's taxonomy places the organism in Eukaryota, Metazoa, Chordata, Actinopteri, Anguilliformes, Anguillidae. Gene Ontology annotation, molecular function: GTP binding. The transcript has 4 exons.
CUUCACAAUCAGAGUCCAUCCUGAAUUCCUCUCUAUAGAAAAAAGGAAAACAAUCCUUGUUAAUGAUGGCACAGAUGCAACAACAAGUCUAAACUUCACCCAAACAUCACGUCUGGACACUAAAAUUCCGACAGUUCCUGUAGAAGACAGACGCAUACAAAACAGAGGUAAAGGGGUUACUCUACCUGUACAGCAGGUGCCAUGUCGUCCCUGAGGCUUGUGCUUGUGGGAAUGACGGGAGCUGGGAAAACCUCGACUGGAAACACCAUCCUGGGAAAAAAAGAAUUUAAAGCAGGUUUUAGUUCCAAUAUUGUAAUUACUGAAUGUCAGAAAGGAGAAGCAAUAGUGAAUGGUAGGACAGUCACAGUGGUUGACACACCAGGCGUGCCUGAUUUUACGGUUUCUAUGGAGGAUGCAAAAGACAGGGUAGCAGAAUGUUUCCCAAUGAGCGCCCCAGGACCACAUGCAUUCCUGCUGGUGAUAAAAUUGGGCAGGUUCACAUCAGAGGAGAAACGAGCAGCAGACGUGAUUAGAGAAGUGUUUGGUGAGGCUGCUUUAAAACAUACUAUAGUCCUCUUUACCCAUGGAGACAAACUGGAGGACCCUGAUGAUAUAAAGACCUUAUUAUUAGGCUGUGGGGAGCUCACAUGUCUUCUUGAUGAAGUAAACUGGAGAUAUCAUGUUUUUGAUAAUAAAAGGAAUGAUCGUACUCAAGUAAUUGAACUCUUGAGUAAGAUUGAUAAAAUGGUGGGUGUGAGAGGACAGUACUACACCAGUGAGCUGUUCCAGGUGGCAGAAGAGAAGAGAAAAGAGAAACAGGAGGAGGAGCGCUUGAGGAGAGAAGAGGCUGAACUCAGACAAGAGUGGUAUGAGAAACCAGAACUGAGGAUGUUACUGAUGGGGAAGACUACGGAAAGUAACAGGACUGCAAGAGAAAUCAUCCUGGAAGAGAGAUGUCAGUAUUCAGGUACAGACGGAUGUCAAAAAACAACCGGAGAAGUCCAUGGGAGGACAGUAAGUGUGGUUGAAACUCCAGGACUCUCUGAUAUGCGCAGAAUGAAGUCAGAGAAGGCCAGGCAUGAAAUCCUGUUGUGCAUCAGCCAUACUUCACCAGGACCUCAUGCCUUUGUCAUUGUAGAAAGGUCUCAAGAGGACAGUGCAGAGAGGAAGGACAUAUUGAAGCUGAUCAAAGAUGUGUUCGGUGACCAGGCCUUGAAGUAUGUAAUGUUACUGGCCAUUGAAAGUAGUAAGACACCUGUACACAGUUUUGAUCAUGAAUACAGUCAUUUCACUGAGCAUUCCCCUCUUCUAGAACAUCAUGCCAGCAAAGCUCCAUAUGAGCAUAAACAUCUACCUGCACAUACAUUUGAGGAGCCAAGGAACAUCAAGCAAGUCACAUCACUGCUACAGAAGAUAGACAGAAUGGUGGAGAGAAAUGGUGGAAGCUUCUUCACUUGUGAGAUGUAUUUUAUGGCUGAGAGAGCCAUCAUAGAAGCACAAAAUAAAAUCCUGAAGAAUAGAAAGUUAGAGAUAAUCAAAAACAAACAUGAUGUUAAGUUGUGGGGUAAAGGUAGAUUUGAGAACAGGUUGGAAUUGAAAAAGGAGGAUAUAAAUGCCAGAAAGCUGGCAGAAAAAAAUAAUUUAUUUAUAAGUACUUCUAAUAUUUCAAUUUUGACUGUAGUGGGAGGUACAAUAGGAGCUGCAGUGGGGGGCGUAGCAGGAGCUGCAGUGGGGGGCGUAGCAGGAGCUGUAGUGGGGGGCGUAGCAGGAGCUGCAGUGGGGGGCGUAGCAGGAGCUGCAGUGGGGGGCGUAGAAGAAGCUGCAGUGGGGGACGUAGCAGGAGCUGUAUUGGGGUGCGUAGCAGGAGCUGCAGUGGGGGGCGUAGCAGGAGCUGCAGUGGGGGGCGUAGCAGGAGCUGCAGUGGGGGCCGUAGCAGGAGCUGCAGUGGGGGGCGUAGCAGGAGCUGUAGUGGGGGGCGUAGAAGAAGCUGCAGUGGGGGACGUAGCAGGAGCUGUAUUGGGGUGCGUAGCAGGAGCUGCAGUGGGGGGCGUAGCAGGAGCUGCAGUGGGGGGCGUAGCAGGAGCUGCAGUGAAUGAGGCUUACUAGGAGCAGGUAUAGCAGGUAUGGUGAGAGCAAUAACGGGUAGCGGUAGGAUUAUCAUCUAAGGAAAGCAUUCAAAAUACAGAGAGAAAACAGAAAUGAUUUGUACAGCUUCUGCUUUAAGACCUUUAUUCAAUCAACAAAAUCAAAACCAUCGUAACUUUUGAUUUAAGGGAUUAUGUUUGAUUUGAAGGGAGGGGGGAAGAAACGAAAGCGAAGUCAUGUGGGAAAUCUUUAUUAGGAUCUUAGACAGCAGGUUUUACAUGGCAGAAUGUUGUACAUUAGUUUAAAAUGACAAUACAAUUACCCGAUCCAUACAAAUAUUUCUACACAAGGUUCUGAGAUAUAUGGGAUCCCGUUCCAGCAGACUGCAGUCUGCAGUCAAUACUGAAUUUCAUGUACCCUAUACGUUUUUGGUGAUGAGUUACUGUGGUUGGGGUAGGUUUAUCUCAUUAUGUUCAUAAUGAGUCCUUAGCAACAGACCGUUCAGUCAGAUAUGAUAUUGUAGCAGAAUUGACCUGCAAUUAAAUAGGAGUCAGUGUAGCAUGUAAAGACAGGUGACCUACUGACAGAAAGUCUGAUCCAGAUCAAGUCUGAUAAACUGUAAAUAGCAUGGCUGUUAAGCAGAGAAAAUAGCCAACAUUGCAACCUAUGUAACUGCAGCUAGCUUGCAACAAUUAUUGCUAGCUUUUACUUUUAAGCAAAAUUAGAUGAACAUAUUGUAUAUGAUGCCAUACUUGCCUAAUUCCAGCUUACUGUCUGAUCUUUAAGAAUUUUUAUCUUCUAUUACAUUGUACUAUGACAGGAUUGUCAUUUGUGGCGAUUUUGAUAUCCACAUUGAUAACUCUUCUAAUGGCUUUGCCAGUAAAUGUGUACAUAUUAUAGAAUAUUUUCAUUUUAAAUGAAACCAAAAGGUGGGACCAUAUUUCCACUUUUUUAGCCACUCUUCAUUGGAUGCUGUAUUGUUUUAGAAUUGAUUAAAACAUUUUACUCAUUGCUUUUAAAGCACUACAUGGUCUGGCCCCUAGCUAUAUCUCUGACCUUGUAACCCCAUAUAUACCGAUGUGCAGUCUGGUGCUCAGGAAGAGCCCUCUUGGCUGUUCUGUAAUCUUGAAAAAGAGGCCUAAGGGUUAACAGGCUUUUGCUGUUAGAACCCCCAUGCUCCAGAACAGCCAGCUUGAGGAUAUCAGACUGGCAAACUCUGUGUCCUCUUUUAAAUCGCCUCUUAAAAUGUACUUUUAUCGGAAAGUAUUCAUUUAGUGUUUGACUCAUUUAUUUUUCGUUCUUGUUUCAUGCUGUUUAUAGAUCACUUUUAAUUUUCUUUUGAUAUUAAUUUCUCUUUUUUAUUUCUAUUAUAUUAUCUGAUUAUUAUUUUUAUUUUAUAAAUCUGUCUUCAAAAGUGCUAUACAAAAACAUCAUUAUUAUUAGAUUUGCUAGACAGUUGUCUAAUGCCUAGCUAGCUGGCGAACAGCAGCAUAUUUCUAGCUUACUAUUUAGCUUUCUAGCUAAACAUCAGUUCAUAGUUGAUGUUGUUAUUAUGAUGCAAAAGGCUACUAUGUAUAUGCUGAUACAAAAAAAAUAAAUAUGCAUUAUUCUUAA